CAGGUCCAACAUUUUCCUCUUUAAAGUCUACUUUUUCUAUCCUGACAGUCUUUUUUCGCAAGGGAAAGGUCUAUAAUUACAUCUAGUUUGUCCAGCAGUAUCUGCCUUCUCCUAUCAAAAAAGAAAAAGCUUUUCCUCUCAAUCCCCGAGGGGCUAUGACAGCCCCUAUACCCCUAUAGUCCCGCCCACCCUCUCUUGCCCUAUCUCAGGCAUUAACAUGCAAAAAACAACAUAAGUCACGGAAAACCAAAUCAUGCCAAAAUAAGGAAUCCACAAACAGUUUUUGGGGAAUUAACAGUGGAUGAUGCGUCGGGCCCGUGCAGGCGUGUUAACCCUGCUAUGGGCAGAGGUUUAGAAAUAUUAGAGGAUAACAAUGGAAAAGUUGUGUUUGUGAACAGGUUGGGAAAGUUUGGGGCCAAAAAAAAAAAAAAAAAAAGAAGUGUAGCGCUUUUCGUCCUCACACGGAUGCGGUUUCGGGAAUCGACAACAUGCUGUGCGGUGGAGGAGGGUGGGGGGGAAACUGGACCGCAACUCCAAAAAUGUGAUUGGAUCUGUAAUAUCCUUGGUGUUAAAAUGUGUGCGUGAAAUCUAACAAAGAAAGACAUGAACAAUGGCAGAAAGAGAGAGGAAGAAUGUGGCUGUGUAUCGCAGCGUCUCUUUCAAAAAGUUGGGAUCCUGGAGCACCAACAGGAGUGAAGACCAACAACACAAAUCAGAGGAUUUGGAGGCAGCUGGCGUCGCCCUUCCCCCGGAGCCCAGCAAAGCAGAACAACCCUUGGCGACGCGUAAUGUCAGUGUGUCAAGAAAAGUUUCCAAAAUCUCUGCCACCACCGCUACAGCCACCGCCGGCCUCCCAACCGCAGAUUCAAAGAGAGGCUCCUCCACUCCUCUCUCCUCUAUUUCUCCAUCCAUCCGCCAGCUCACUGAGAAGUUUAGCAGCAGCAGUGGCGGCGGCGGUGGCUCCGCUGGGACGCACAGAGCUUCACCGGGAGACGGCACAGCGGUGACGCGGGGAAGCAGCACUCUUCCCCGGGCAAGGAGCUCCAGGAAAGACGGGUCUCCGUCUCGUAAAUCUUUUCACGAGGACAGCGUUGGCGGAUAUUUCCAGGAUAGUGAUACUACUACUAAUGCUACUGCAGAGUCUCUCAUAGACAAUAAACUGCAUAAGUUUUACUCUGGCACCGACUCUGUGUCAGGCUCGGACUCAGAGAAGAAAAGUAAGAAGCGGAUUUUUACACGUUUAACAACCGACAGCAGCAGCGGCAGCAACACUGGUAAGAGAGAUUAUUCACAGAUCAAUGCAUGUUCCUCUGAUCCCAGAAAGACUUUGACUACAGAUGAGGAAGAGGAUGUUACUAGCAGAGGGGUUCCUUCACCCUGUAAAUCUCACAAAAGUUAUCUCUCUGCACACCACAGUGACUUUAUUCCCCUGCACUCUGCACCCCUGUGGCCCAGCGUCACCAAAAUCAGGCAAAUCUUUGACGAGAGACAAAGCAAAAGUGACACUUGUGAGCAUAUAAAAUCAACCUGCAGAGGCCAUCUACCCGACCUCAGCCCCAGUGAGAGUGCCCCUCUUUCAGACAGAAGUGACAAAUUCUCGCCGUGCAGCUCUGCCAAUGAAGCCAGCAGCCUGUCUUUAGAUGGUAAAUGCAUAGUGAGAACACAAAGCAGAGAAAGCAGUGCUCCUAAAGAGACUCUGUGUUACGGUAUGGACUUUUAUUCUAAAGCUGACCACCAGCAUUACUCAAAUGAUGAAGGGGCAGACGUAGAGACGCAAAGUUCCAAUAACAACAAAGUUUCUGGCAGAAAUACUUUUCAAAGCAGCAGCAGUAGCAGUCGCAGUUGCACCGGGGGUAGGCACUACCAUAGGAUUAACCCAUCUCCAUACAGAUCUCAUAGUCCCGGCGCUGAGGCAGAGGCGGCCCAUAAGACCCCCAGGACGACAGGGUUGACAUCUGACCCCAGCCCUGACCUUCAACCCCCAGCUACUUCGUCUUGGAGUCGACCGGAGAGCUUAGACACCUCCUUCUCUCUUCAGCAGCCGACAGUGAGGGAGAGAAGGGAUAGACAGGGGGUCGGGCUGCCCAGGGAUAGUUUACAUUCCUCACAUAGCUCCUCUAGAGCGCAGGCCCCCACCUCGUCCCCCCCCUCCUCUGCUUCAGCUCCAGAUAAAGCCAUUACCUCCUCCUCCUCUACUGUAGCUCCCUCCACUGAACUAAGAGCCCCAGCAAGAGUUGCCUGUCCCCUGAGCUCCCGCUGGAGGUUUAGCUCUGGAGACGAAGAGGAGGAGCACACCAGGAGAAGAAGAGGAGGUAGUUGGAGUGUUCCUUCUGGCCCUGCUGCUUCCAUCCCCUACAGAGCAGGAGAAAAGGGCACGACAGAGCGUGGAGGCAGCUAUUUAUCCCGCAGUAAAAAUGGCUGGUGGGGUGCAAAGGGCAUUGGCAGGUCUUCAGGCAGUGAGGAGGACAGCCCUGGUUCUUUAGGCCCCCACAGUCGAGAGGCAGUGCGUCGGCGCUCGCUGAGAAAGAAGAAGAAGUUCAGUGGAGCUGCUCUAGCAACAGGCCGUGAUGAUUAUGAUGAUCAUGAUGGCGAAUCGGAAGACAGCGACAGUGACAUAGCCUUGACAAUGGAACACUCAGACAGGCACCACCAGCCAAACACAGGAGGAGAAUUAGUGGGAACAACAUCUCGCAGUCGCUCUGCAAGAGAACCCAGCAGUCAUAGUAACCGAGCCAGGGUGCAGCAAUGGGAGCGCAUCUCCUCACCUGUGACGUCCACCACACUUCCUGGUGUAUCACGUGUGUCAAAGGUCAAUAUCCCCCCAUUUGUUUCCAGUUCUGGCAGUUCACAUUGUAGCAGUCGAUACUCCAGCACUGAGACUUUGAAGGAGGAGGACCAGGCUAGCUGUGCCAAUCGGGCAAAUAGCAGACCUUCAUCCUCGUCCAUGCUGAGUAAAACUUACCAUGGAAAUUUCACAAUGUACCGUUCCCCAAGCUUUGGCCAUGGGGAUAACGUCUCACAUCCCCCUUUGCGGGUGCGCCCCAAAAUUGUGCCCAUAGUCACCCCUUUACCUAGUGUACUUGCCCGAGAAGGUGGGGUAUCUACAGGGGUUAGGGGUGGUGAGGCCACGACAAGGAGGACAACAGGUGGGGAUGGGGUAGAUGAUAAUGAUAAAAACCGAAUAUCUAUGUCCAACCCUGAUAUCACCUCAGAAACCAUGUCACUCUUAAGCUUUCUGAAAUCUGACCUGUCAGAGCUUAAGGUGCGGAAAACAAGUGGGGACAAGUCUGGGGUCGUGGAGGGGUCAUCGGUGUACAGAAUGGGCUCACGUACUCACGGAGGGACCCUUCUAUCUUCUGGUCGUCGCCCAUCACUAAAAGAUCUAACCGCCACCCUGCGCCGUGCAAAGUCCUUCACGUAUUCAGACAAACCUACAACAGCCACGAGGUGUUAUUUGACAGGUGGCACCGCCAAAAGGAGCUCCUCUGAGCAGCAGCUUGACAUAGAUGGUGAGAGGGAUGGGAGGGUGUCUGCAUCAGAUAGGGACGUAGAAAGUGAUGGGGGUGAUUUUAGGGUUGGGAGAGGACAGAGAAUGAGAGAUUAUGGAUUCAAUGAUGAUAACGAUGAUGAGGUGUUCCCUCCUUUGCAGGAGAAGUAUGUGCAGGAAGCCAGGCAGGUAAUUCGAGAUAUCUGCCAGAUGAGUACUAGGGAAGAUGAUGAUGAUAUUGGUGUAAGGAGAACUGACAAUGAUUUGGAGGAUGGAUGUCUCCAAGUCAAGAAGACAAAUGAGGAGAAGGAAAAAGCAGGAGUGAGUGUUAAGAAUGAGGCAAAGCCAGAUGAAGAGGCUGAGUUUAAUAACACAAAAGACAGGGAUAAACAUGAGCAGGAGAGAGAGAACAGGGAGAGGGAGAGGAGCGAGAGGGAUGGACAAAGUAUGCAGUUGGAAAAGCUAAACAGCAGGGGCACAGAGUACAGUGAGAAGGCAAAGAGACAGAGCAGAGAGACGGAGAGAGCCUUACUGAAGGGCGACUCAGAGGAAAGCAUGUUCUAUGACCGCUCUGUAGAUGAACUUUCAGGCCAUGAGUCUAGUUUAACAGAUGAAGGGAUUGUAACAGAGCCAGAAACCGGCCCCAGUGACCCCUCUGAGAGGUCAUUUCUGGGUUCAGCGGGUGUUAAUUUAGGGUCACGAAUCGCUAGGGAUGUGCUCGGGCAGCCUGUCACCGUAUGGAAGCAGUCGGCUCUCCAUGAGGCGGAAGGAUUUAAGCAAGAGAGAGAAGAGAUGACAGAGAACAGCUUGAAUUGUACAAAUCGUCUAAAUGAAGUCAAGGUACCUCCCUCCUUACCUUUUUCUGCCCGUAUGGCUGAGAGUGACAGUAUCAUCAUGGAGCAGAGCAGCACCGCUGGUAUCAACAAUGUCAAUACUACUACUGAGGAGAUCAACACCAACAGCGCUGUCUUGCAGAGGUCAGCAGGCACUGCAGGGGGAGGAGGAGGAGGAGGACAUGAAGCCCCUGCGACUCCAAGUGCUAUCCGUCGAAGGCGCAAGUUCUCCCCAUCUGGCAAUAACAACGCAGGCUCUGAUUCCAGUAAUGGCAGUAAUGCAGAGUCAACAAUAGCAGCUGCUGGAAAUGGGGAGUCCACAGUCUACCGCUCCCUCAGUGACCCCAUGCCACAGCGGCGCUGUUCUGUGGCAGAAGAAGGGAAUAACAAUUUUUCUUCUGUGGACAGCAACUUGUUAGGAUCUCUGUCUGUCAAAGGAGGUGGAGGUGCACCAGAGGCCUCUUCUGCGGCCACGUUGUCAGAAUACAAGGGUAGUAUGGCCAGUGAUUUGUCAGUGUACAGUGAUGGUGGGCUCCGUGAUGAUGCCAUUCAUGACUACAGUGGGGUGAUCAGGAGCAUCGUGGCUGAGCCUGGUGCAAUGGACAGACUAAUGACAGAUGACCACGGCAAUGGCAAAGCUCCCAAGAAGAAGUCAUUCAGUGACCCCAGUCGCCGUAGCGAUGCCCCUUUACUUUCCCAGAAUGACCCCCAGUUAAAAGGUCAGACUGGCAGCACUCAGCCAAUCAGUGAGCUGGAUCAACCAGGCCAGAUCCCACCUUCAAGCAGUGAGCCAAUCCUGAGCAAACAGAGAGAGGAACUGUGGGAACCGGAAGUCGAAUCUAAACAUGCAUUGCCGACACAGCCACAUGCAAACAGUAGCAAUAAAGUCAAGAUUGGUCGUUCCCUGUCCGAAAGUAUCCCCCACUCUCAUAACCUUGAUGAUGAAGAUGAUGAUGUAAUAGACCAAGGUAGAGAAGAGCAAGAGGUGGAGAAGUUUAACUUUGAUCUCAAGCUAGCUGGGGUACUGUCCCCUAGAAUGGUUCGUCGGCCCGGCAGAAAGCGUCCAAACAGGCUGGCUCAGUUCUUCCCUCAUGAAGACCCGUUUGAGCCCCCCGAACUGGGCUCAGAGGAGCAGGAGGAUCACAGUGACCAACCUAACCUCACCCCUCCUCUUCCCACACCCCCACUGCAAUUCAAACACAAAAGCAGAUCAAAACAUGUCCGCCACGCCAGCGAACCCACCACCUUUAUCCCCAUUUCCCCACCUCCACACCUCCAGACACUGAAGGAAGUGGACGGCCUUGCUGUCCGAUCUGUUGCAGAGCCUCAAAACUUGAGUAAGCUUCCAGGAGACGAGGCCCCAUCUCUGGAACAUGUGACCCAGAAAUAUAUUCUGGAACUGAGCACUGCUGAGAAGGAUACUGUGGUCCCGGGGCCUCUUCCAGCGACCAGGGAUGGAGCUUCAGUGUCAGCUUCAGAGGGGACCAGCACCGAGACCAGCACCAGUGGAAUUACAGAAACUGGACCUCAGAAGAAGAGCACAGAGGACACUGUGUCCAUAGCUGUCCCACAGAAGACCAAGCCCAGAGUGGACAUGAGGAAACAUGUGAUGAUGACCCUCUUAGACACGGAGCAGUCAUAUGUGGAGUCACUACGCACUCUCAUACAGGGCUACAUGCGUCCUCUCAAACAGCCAGACAGCGGCUCCAUAGUGGACCCUCUGCUGGUGGACGAGAUGUUUUACCAGAUCCCGGAGAUCCUGGAGCACCACGAGCACUUCCUGGAGCAGGUCGCCGGCUGUGUCGGCCAAUGGCACGAUAGACAGACCGUUGGACACAUCCUCAUCCAGUCUUUCUCCAAAGAGGCUCUAGCGAACAUGUAUUCAGCGUACAUUGACAACUUUCUCAACGCCAAAGAUGCCGUAAGAAUUGCCAAGGAGGCCAAGCCAGCGUUUCACAAGUUUCUGGAGCAAAACAUGCGCGAGAACAAGGAGAAGCAGGCUCUGGGUGAUCUGAUGAUUAAACCAGUCCAGAGGAUUCCCCGAUACGAGCUGCUGGUUAAGGACCUGCUCAAGCACACCCCAGAGGAUCACCCAGACCACGCGUACUUAUUGGACGCUCAGAGGGACAUCAAGCGAUUGGCCGAGAAGAUCAAUAAGGGCCGUCGCUCCGCUGAGGAGGCGGAGAGGGAGGCUAGGGUUAUCCAGGAGAUCGAGGCGCACAUAGAAGGAGUUGAACACAUUCUGAACCCUCAAAGGAAGUUCUUGAGACAAGAAAUGGUUAUGGAGGCGAAGACAGUGGGUGGAAAGAAAGACCGCUCUCUCUUCCUCUUCAGUGAUCUGAUCAUCUGCACUACUCUCAAGAGGAAGUCCGGCUCAUUAAGACGUAGCUCCAUGAGCUUAUACUCUGCUGCAAGUGUGAUCGACACUUCCAGUAAAUACAAGUUCCUGUGGAAGCUUCCCCUGGAGGAUGUGGAGGUGGUGAAAAGCUCCACUCAGGCAACAAACAAGGAGAGCAUCCAGAAGAUGAUCAGUCGAUUAGACGAGGAUCUGAGCACUCUGGGGCAGAUCAGCAAACUGUCUGAGACCCUCAGCUUCCCACACCAGUCCCUUGACGAGGUAAUAAAGGAUCUGAUGGCGUCAGUGCACAGGGAGCUGUCAGAGAAACAGUCUCUGGCCUUCAGUAUGACCUUCCUGCCCACAAAGCUGGAGUUUACCACAGCCUCAGCCGAGAGCAGCUUCGUCUUCGAGUUCACCUCGCCCGACACUCGUUCCAACUUUGAACAGGCCUUUGAAGAAGCUAAGAAGAAGCUAGCAAUGACUAAGGACCAGUGGGACCCAGAGUUUCUGAAGGCCAUUCCUAUUAUGAAGACACGUAGUGGAAUGCAGUUUUCGUGUGCCUCUCCCAGCCACAGCUGUCCUGACAGUGGCUGCGAGGUGUGGGUGUGUAACAGUGAUGGAUAUGUGGGACAGGUUUGUCUGUUGAACAUCAAAGACGAGCCCACAGUGGAGGCCUGCAUUGCUGUCUGCUCAGCGAGGAUCAUAUGUAUUGCGGCAGUGCCAGGACUCAAGGGAAGGGAGCGUGGCUCAGAGCCCAGCAUCACCCCCGCCCCCGGGGCACCCGGUCACACCCAGCAGCAGCUCCACAUAUCUAUCGCUCAUUCAUCUCUGGAGCUGACCGAGCAACCUACAGGACCAGGGGCAGAGCUUGUUCCAUUUGACAGUGAUGACACUGACGACGAGGACUCACCCAGCCCUUCCUCCACUCUACAGAGUCAGGCCAGUCACUCCACCAUAUCAUCCAGCUAUGGCAAUGAUGAGGGUCCAGGCUCCAAGGACAUGGCUACAGAGACCACCAGCAGUGAGGAGGAGCAGGAGUUCCCAGUGGCAAGCAGCUACGGAGCUCCAGGGAUGUUGGGGGUAGGCGGAGGAGGUCGCGUACACACAGAGAGUCCCAUGGAUGGCCGUGCCAUGCGCCGCUCCUCCCGGGGCUCGUUCACCAGGGCGAGCCUGGAAGACCUGCUCAGCAUCGACCCGGAAGCCUACCAGAGCUCAGUGUGGCUGGGUACUGAAGAUGGAUGCAUCCACGUGUACCAGUCCUCGGACAACAUCCGAAACCGUAAAAACAGCAUGAAGAUGCAACACUCAGCUUCCAUCCUCUGUGUACUGUAUUUGGACAACAAAGUGUUUGUGUCUUUGGCCAACGGAGAGGUGAUUGUCUAUCAGAGAGAAGCAGGCAGUUUCUGGGACCCUCAGUCUUCUCAGACGUUAGUUUUGGGUACGCCCAGUAGCCCUGUUACCAAAAUGGUUCCUGUUGGAGGAAAACUAUGGUGUGGCUCACAGAACAGAGUCCUUAUUAUCAACACAACUACACUGGUACAAGAGCACUGGUUCCAGGUGGGCACAGACAGCAGUCGGUGCGUGACGUGCAUGGUGGCGUACGGUAAGGGUGUGUGGUUGGCGCUGCAGGGCAGUGCGCUGGUCAGGCUGUACCACGCUCAGAGCUGGGAGAGCCUGACAGAGGUGGACGUGGCGCCGGCUGUACAUAAGAUGCUCGCAGGUGCAGAUGCGAUCAUCAGGCAGCACAAGGCCGCCUGUCUGAGAAUCACAGCGUUGUUGGCCUGUAAGGAUCUGCUGUGGAUCGGCACCAGUGCAGGGGUGGUCCUUACUCUGACGAUCCCAGCAGUGAGCUCAGGAACUGGGGCCGGGACACUGAAAUCUCCACUGGUUCCAAUGGGCUCGGCUCACGGACAUACGGGCCACGUUCGGUUCCUGACAUCGAUCGAACUACCUGAAGGGUUUGAUAUGAACUUGCGACCUACAACAGCUGACUCUACAGGCAACCAAUCCCAGAGCGGCAGCACAGUUGAUGGGAACCUCCAAAGGCGUGAUUCUGCACGUCGCAGAGCGUCUGCCCACAUCCCUCCAAAAACCAACCACCUAGUCAUUUCUGGCGGCGAUGGCUACGAGGACUUCAGACUGACCAAUAGCAGUGAAACAGUCGGACGGGAUGACAGUACCAACCAUCUUUUGCUUUGGAGGGUCUGAGACAAUUGACCCCUGGUUCAAACAACCUGCCCCGACCUCCCUCUAGCUGAGAACGGCACACAAGCUCUUGUCCUUUACCUCCCACCAGACUCCUCACUUUUUGGUGUUGUUGUUUUUGGUCUUCUGCUCAGUCCACCGGUCUCUAUGUGCAUAAUAUGGCUGUCAGCUCCCUCCUGGACUUACUAAUGAAUAUGAUCACUUCAAACCCAGUUUUCUUGUGUUAAUGUUUCUGAUGGUGUGCAUUGUUCCUCACUGAGUGGCGUCUGUGCGUGUGUAUUUUUCGUUUUUUGGCAUCUGCAAAUGUUGUCUAGAAAAGUGUCUUUAAACUGAAGUCUUUACCGAAGGAGAUGGAGAAGGGAAAAAUGAAACUGUGACAGAUUGAUGUAUGUUUAGACUUAGAACAAGUGAAGAAAAGAAAGACAGAAGACAACUUGGACUCUGCAGAAUGUCAUUGCACAGGGGGUUUAAAGAGGACGUUUAGGUUAACUGAGACAAAAGUGAAGCAUGUACUUGUCCUUUGACAUUUUCUCUGUUUUUUCUGAACUUUGACAUCAACUCUUUACUCCAUCAUCACUUCAUCUUAGCCUGAACUGCAGACAAAAUUCCUCCCGAGGACCAGAGGUAAAAACAUAUUGAUAUCUACGAGUGGAAACUUAGAAACACAUACCAUGACAGACUGUAAGCUGAUUUCUGCAGAUGGAGUUCAAACUUAGCAGGGUUGACAUCUGUAGAGUAUUUUGCUCCUUAAACCUGAUUGGCUGAGUCUUGACAACAGCCCCUGAAUAGCAGAUUUUCUGGUGCCAGUAGAGUUGAAAUGUAUUAUCUACUCCAUAAUCAUUGCUUAUAGGUGUGAGACUGCUAAAAUAAUCUUUUCUCCUGUAGAGUGAGAGUGAAUAGGAGCAUCAUUGAAGUGCAAUAUGCAGCAAGGGUGUCUAACAAGAUUAUAAACACAUGCACACAGUCACACAUUAAUGCACAGCCUUCAUCUGCUGAAUCUCAAGAUAUUCAUAAUCGUGUUUUCACAGAUAAUCACAUCGUAUCUGAUUUUGUUAUUUAAUUUUUGCUGCCAGUUUAAGAUGACGUGAACGUAGAUGAUGCCCACUACUGGAGUUAAGUUUAAAAAAAAAGUGCAUUGGAGAUAUUCCUCCUUAACAUGACUAUGCCAAAGCCUUGUAUGUGUUUAGAGUUUUGACAUCAAUGGAUCUGGAUUCUUUUGCCAUGAAAUUUCACUUUGUUGAGCGUAAAUCAGGAGCUGAUUUCUACAGCAGAGUCUUUAGAGAUGACGCUAGGCUGUGGUAGCAGAUAACGAUAGUUAUGUAUAGUAUUUAUGGUUUUGAUUUUUAGCGCCUUCUUUUACAGCACUUAAUUUAUAGAAGAUAUAGCUUUCACUUUUUUCUUUUUGAGUUGAAGAACAAGGAGGCCCUCGCUCGAUUACAGGAAUAGAUACGUGGGAAUAGUUUGUUUCAGGGCAGAUAGACAUUCACAGUAGGGGUGUAACGAUACAGUCCACUCAUACACAAUACAGGGUUCAUGUUCCAGAGUUGUGUAUCUCCGCAGGGAAACAGAAAGGAGAGGCUGUGGAAAUACUUUUCUCUUUACUCAUCUAAUGGCUGUUUGUGGUCAAAGCGAUCCCAAAAUUCACUUCAGAUUGUAUCCGAACAGUCACUCUGUCGCAUGUUUGGGUGCCAAAAUGCUACGAUUUUCUUUAUUUUGCAGCUCAACUGUGCAUUUUAUGGCAUUUUUGUUGCAGGAAAUAUAACCCUAAAAUGUAUUGUUACACCCCGAAUGCACAGUGAUUUCAGUAUUGAUCAUUUGAGAACAGGAAUGCAUGUGGUUUGUUUGUGAAUAAAGAGAGAGCACAAGAUACGGAGUAGGUCAGAAGGACAAAUGCUGAGCACCUGCACGUGCCUUCAGAAGGCUAAAAGUUAAGCCAUUAAACACACACACACACACACACAGUGAAAAGUCAGCUCUCCCUCGUCCUGCAGCAGAUGUCUGGAGGAAGUGAAGGGUGACUCUGACUUGUCCUUGCACACACACCCACUCACACACACACACGUUAGCCUCAGGCUUCGGGGUUAAGCAGUGAUUGUCUUUGAUCCCUCCAAGCCUAGAAAACCUCAUUGCACUUUGCCAGCCAUCUGGGCACUUCACUUCCCAAACUCAUCCACAUUAGGCUAACUCUCCCGCUGUGAGAGCGGCUAACGGUUAAGAGGAUUGGUUGGUUGUUGUGAUAGCUGCUAACUAGCUAGUGAGCUCUUUGCCUCUAAGUGUAAAGGCCUGUGUACUGUACGUGUGCAUCCUCCACAAGUGCUUUUUAUUUUUUGAUUUUUUGCCCACAGAAAUUUCAUUCAGUUUGUGGUAGCCUGUGAAGAAUACAGCAGAGGAAAGUUUGAAUUUUAGGAAAUGGAUUAGUUUGACAUAUUGGAAAAUAUGUAAUUAUUUGUGGAGAAUUAGCUGAGAAGAUUGAUAUAGCUCAUGUCUGUACAGUGAAUAUUAAGAUGCAGCCAAUUAGCUUAGCUUAGCAUAACACCAGGGGGGAAACAGCUAUCCCAGCUCUAUCUAAAGGUACAAAAAAAAUGUGCAUACAUGCACUAAUGCUCAUAAUUAACCCGUUAUGUCUCGUUUGUUUAUUACACAAACUAAAGUGUAGAAAAGCUCAGGAAGUCAGUGGGCUUUGCUAAACAGGUUACACCACAGAACCCUUUGUAAAACUAAAACUCAUCAUUUUUUACACUUUUGUUUGUACUCGUCUAGAUAAGACAUAAUGUGUUAAUUAGUGAGUUAUGUUGUUAGCUGUUCCCCCCUGUUUCCUGUCUGCUAAGCUAAGAUAAGGUAACCCACUGCUGGCUGUAGCUUCACAAAUAGAUACGAGAGUGGCAUUGAUGUUUUUAUCUAACUCCCAAGCCAAAAAGGCGAAUAAAACGACUUCCCAAAAUGUUCAAUUAUUCCUCAGUGUCCUCUAACGUUAAGGUAGCAGGCAGGCUACCGUUUAUGUUCUGUAUGUUUCACACAGAAUUAAUAUUUGUGUUCUCAGUGCCAACCACUGUCAAGUUGCCCAUAAAAUGCUGUAUAUCUAUGCUGGCUGUAGAGCAACGGGAGGCUCCCUGUAGAAUGGAGAGUUGUGUGAACAGUGUUUAGAGGAACAUCUGCAUGCUAUCUCCAAAUGUGCUGGUACCAGCAUUUCUAAAAAAAACUAAAACAAACUGUGAGUUGGGCAGCAAAAAAAAAAAAGGGUCGCAGCCCCAUGAUGGUGGUGAUUUAUUUUUAUUUUUUAUUUUAGUUCAUUUUCAAGCUGGGUUCUAAAACGUAAUCACUUAAUGUCCUGGGCUGACAACAGUUUUAGUUGUAAUUUAGUUUGAAGGCUCUAUUCGUGAUUUUCAGUAAUCAGUAGAAAGAAUAUUUGCCUUAAGAAUGUACUUUUCUGUUUUCUUGGUAGUCACAUGAGUAUAUAAACAACUGAAUAAUCCUAUUUUCAGCAGUUUUGAACCCAAUGUAUUGAGUUUCUCAGUUUUACAGACAUACAUGCACACACACACACUUAGAUAUGAAGUAAAACUAAAGGAUUGACAGAAUAACACCUGUUGUGUGCCGGUUAAAGAAACUAAAUUUUUCAUCAUCACAUCAAACUCAUCCUGUCAUCACUGUAACUCUCAGCAACUUGUAAGUAACCUCCUCAUGCCUGUAUGUGAAAGAAGUCUUUAUUGUUGUAAAUAUUGGUAUAUAUUGCCUUUUUUUCUGUAAAUAGUGCACCCACGGUCCUCAAUUGUUGAUAUAAAUCUAAUGGCAUAUUUUUAUAUAUUUGUGUAAGGUUUGUUUUUGUUUGUAUUAUUUUUUUUCCCCUUUCUCUCUGGCAUGCGCUGUCAGUGACGUUUAAAUUAUAACUGUCAUAGAUCUUUACAAAAGAAGACGAGAUGGCCUCUGAAAGAUAGAGUUUUGAUGUUUUCACUGGUAGCCACGUUAGCUCCAAAACAUACGUUUGCCUUGUUACGGAUGUCUACAGGUUGGCAAGUUAUGCGCUGCCACCAUAAACUCUGUUUAUCUCUGGUUCUGGUUGACAUGUUGCGGUUGUCAUGGUUACAGUCUAUCAGAGUUACUUCCUGUAUGUAACUGUUCUUGUUUUUGUCACUGUGGGUUCAUCUUUGUAAUUAAAUCAGUUCACUGGU
Molecule: messenger RNA, 13032 nt
Organism: Larimichthys crocea (large yellow croaker)
Lineage: Eukaryota; Metazoa; Chordata; Actinopteri; Sciaenidae
Gene: arhgef17
Product: Rho guanine nucleotide exchange factor (GEF) 17
Exons: 25
Coding region: 611-8866 (2751 amino acids)
Biological process (GO): actin cytoskeleton organization
Molecular function (GO): guanyl-nucleotide exchange factor activity; protein binding
Source: RefSeq, a predicted model, not a curated record